Tarenaya hassleriana is the source of this 1517-nucleotide messenger RNA. RefSeq names its product rho GDP-dissociation inhibitor 1-like. Gene Ontology annotation, biological process: Rho protein signal transduction. The record is from RefSeq and is a predicted model, not a curated record. NCBI's taxonomy places the organism in Eukaryota, Viridiplantae, Streptophyta, Magnoliopsida, Brassicales, Cleomaceae. Bases 345 to 1109 code for a protein of 254 amino acids. Gene Ontology annotation, cellular component: membrane; cytoplasm; cytosol. The transcript is spliced from 5 exons. Gene Ontology annotation, molecular function: Rho GDP-dissociation inhibitor activity; protein binding.
CCAUUCUGAUUUUCGUUAGUGACAUUCACGAUCUCUCUCUCUCUCUCUCUCCUAUAACUCGGAUCACCACAUGACUCGUUCCAGCUCCCCGUAAAAGAACAUUCCCAGAACCAAAAUCCCUAAAUUUGCCAACCUUACGUUAGAGCUCCACGAUCCAGGGGGAGAAGAACAGAGAGAGAGAGAGAGAGAGAGAGAGAGAGAGAGAGAGAGAGAGAGAGAGAGAGAACUCCAAACCCUUCAUUUUUCUUCGCGAGAUCUUUCGAGGGUUAUCUCCAAUUCACGAUUUUGAUCUGGGGAAAACGCAUUGCUCUUGUUUUCGUUUCCUGGGUUCGUCGAGUUGAUUGAUGUCUGUGGAUGCUGGAGCUGUAUCGGGUUCCAGAGACAUGGGUUUUGACGAGAAAAAGAACAAGGAAGGAGGAAGCACUGGAGAAGAGACCACGUCCGAAACGGCGCCGCAUCACGAGAGUACGGACGAUGAGGCGGUGGGAUCUUUGAAGAGAGAGAUGAGCGAGUCUUCCCUGUACGCAACCGAGGAAGAGGAAGAAGAUGAGGCCGCUCUUGGUGAGAAAUUACAACUGGGCCCUCAGUACACUAUCAAGGAGCAUCUCGAGAAGGAUAAGGAUGACGAGAGUCUCAGGAAGUGGAAGGAACAACUUCUGGGCAGUGUGGAUGUGAACAACAUCGGAGAGACUCUUGAUCCUGACGUGAAGAUCCUUAGCCUUGCGAUCAUUUCUCCUGGUAGACCCGAUAUAGUCCUUUCAAUUCCCGAGGCUGGAAACAUCAAGGGGUUGUGGUUUACGCUGAAAGAAGGGAGCAAGUACAACCUGAAAUUCACAUUUCAAGUUAGCAAAAACAUUGUGUCUGGCCUUAGGUACACCAAUACUGUCUGGAAGACCGGUGUUAGAGUGGAUAGAACAAAGGAGAUGCUUGGAACUUUUAGUCCUCAGCUGGAGCCUUACACACACAUGAUGCCGGAAGAGACCACUCCUUCUGGAAUGUUUGUUCGGGGAUCAUAUUCCGCAAGAACUAAGUUUCUUGACGACGAUAACAAAUGCUACUUGGAGAUCAACUACACCUUCGACAUCCGUAAAGAAUGGCCUGCAACCUGAGAACCGAAAGAGAACCUCCCGGCUCAGUCCUCGUCCUAGCAAGAUCUCUCUCUCUCUCUCCCCAUCUCGUCUGAACAUAUUAUGUGAAUCCUUUGCUGUUAACCAGUUCGUCUUCUUUCAUGUCUCCGGCAAGAAGUUGGUACAAGAACAUCAUUCGUAGAACGAGGAACAGACGUCUGUAUUCCUUCGUCUUGUGUUCACGUGAUCCUUCUCUGUUCGGUUUUGAGUUGCGUCCAUUGUUAGGUUGCUGGAACUCGGGCAGUGUUUCGGAUUUCGUCGACAUUGUACGGUGAUAACUUUUGUUUUUCUUAACCUUCUUCAUGUCCGAUGGUUUUCUCCAUGAGCUGUAAACUACGCGCACUUUGUUUUUCGAGUACUGCAUCGACUCUAUAUAUAACAGAUUCAAGA